AUGCUGUUCAUUCGGCAAUAUGCAGCAUUCAGUACUUCGACCUCUCGCUGGUUUCGACGUUUUUUAAGUCCCUCUGAAGAAAAAGAGUUAUAUCUUGGCAUUACUUCCGCAUUUCGUGAGAAAUUGGCGGAAAAGACAACCAAGAACGAGACAUCGUACAGUAGUAUUAUCGAACAAGUCAUAUUUUCUGGAGACGCUUCCAACAAACACCUAGCGACCUCUUUAUCUCUCGAGCGAAUCGACCAAAUGAAGCAAGAGUUAGACGCUGCCGCCAAACUCCGUGAUACCCACACACUGGAUCACUUAUGGCAAGAAAUGGAUCGUAAUCAUCUCCGAUUGGUGACAAUGUACAAUCGUCUUAUUCGUUCUUACAUUGCAAGCGAUGCGUUACCCACGGCGGAGAAAGUUUUACAAGGAUUGGAAAAGCGGCGCUUGUUACCGACCACACGAACUCUCACGUAUUUGAUACAAGCACACAUCAAAAGCAAUCAGCUGGACCGUGCUGGAUUCUAUGUGGAAAAAAUGAAACAUUUAUCUCUUUUGAAGUUGAGAACCGCGUUUGAUGCAUCUGUCAUUCUCCAAUAUUACAUGGCAGCUCAAGAACCUCAUGCCAUUGAAAUUUUGUGGCGUGAUAUUCUACAACAUGUGGACCAAGUCAAGCCGGAUUUAACGCUUUACAUGCUUCAUAUGAACUGGCUUUUACCCCGACUUCGCGAUCACUCCAAUGCAUACAGCACAUCUGUCAACAUUCAUUUGGAAUCCAUCACUCACACCAUGACUCAUUUCGUAGCCUAUCUUCGUGACCACCACCCCACUCUGAAAUCACAGCAUAUUCAGACACUCAUGGAAACAGCCAAUGUGCUAGCGACGUCCGCAAACAAUCCCACCAUGGCAGAACAACUCAUGCUUUUGCUGAGUCAACCAUCCUAUGUGGAGCAAUGGCAAUCCUUGUCGUUGCCGCGUGACAUUGUUAGCCACAUCAUUACGCAAUAUGUUGAAAAGGAUCAAGAUCUGAAAGCAUUGGCUUUCUACUAUCGGUUGCGAAAAAACAAUGUAUCGGAUGACGUAUUCACUGCGGAGACGACAUCGACGGUGAAAAAGGUACUCGAUCGGGUGGAGCUGCGACGGGAAUUGGAUGAAGCUGAAGAGAGCAAAGCAAUACUUGCUGAAUUUAGUAGCUUGAUCCCCCAUUUGGUCAAGUAG
Messenger RNA from Radiomyces spectabilis, 1203 nucleotides. RefSeq lists its product as uncharacterized. The coding region runs from base 1 to 1203 and encodes 400 amino acids. The record is from RefSeq and is a predicted model, not a curated record. Lineage: Eukaryota; Fungi; Mucoromycota; Mucoromycetes; Mucorales; Radiomycetaceae. Gene Ontology annotation, molecular function: protein binding. The transcript has a single exon.